AUGUGCUCCAGUCGGAAGAUCCUGUGGAGCCUGCUGUUGCUGUCAGUGCUGGAGGUGGGCCUGGGUGUGGCCAGUAUCGUUCUGGGUGCCGUGGGAAUCAGCGCUGUCCGGGGAGAGCACAAACCGCAACAAGGCGACGCUUCCCCGGUCUGGAGCGGGCUCUGCUUCCUGGUCUGUGGGAUGUGUGGAGUGCUGUGUGCCCGCAAGAGAACAGGGCUUAUUAUGAUCCUAUUUUCGGCCUGCUGUAUCUGUGGUCUGAUCGGUGGAAUCCUCAACUUCCAGUUUGUCCGUGCGCUCAGCAAAAAACCAAGCUCCAUGCAUUCAGUCCACCUGGCAGCAAUGACACUUGCAUGCCUCGGGAUAUCGUCUUGCACAUUGUCGACGUGGCUCACCUGUCGGCUGGCUAGCUCUGAACAGCAGCGGAUGUUUUUGGAAAGGGAACAUUCACUGCAUCACUCUCAUGAGAUGGCUGAUAAGGUGGGAAAUGAGACCCUGGACAAUUCUAGCAGUAAUGGAAUUCCACAAAUCUCCUACAAUGGACACACUGCAACAUCACCGUGACAACCCUUCAAAGAUAUUAAUAUUACAGCUCUCAACAAUAGGGAAACAGCAUGUGAUUCCUCCAUUAUAUCUUCUGGCAUUAUUGCUGUCACUGCAGAGAUGCAUCAGGCAUCUUGCCCUUGGUUUGCUGCUGAAGUAAAUCCACUUUUGGCCGAUCAACCACAGUAUUAAAUAU
This is a messenger RNA of Boleophthalmus pectinirostris (great blue-spotted mudskipper), 736 nucleotides long. RefSeq names its product transmembrane protein 196. The record is from RefSeq and is a predicted model, not a curated record. NCBI's taxonomy places the organism in Eukaryota, Metazoa, Chordata, Actinopteri, Gobiiformes, Gobiidae. The transcript has 5 exons. The coding region runs from base 1 to 561 and encodes 186 amino acids.